Molecule: messenger RNA, 3111 nt
Organism: Pelodiscus sinensis (Chinese soft-shelled turtle)
Lineage: Eukaryota; Metazoa; Chordata; Testudines; Trionychidae
Gene: PTDSS1
Product: phosphatidylserine synthase 1
Biological process (GO): phosphatidylserine biosynthetic process
Molecular function (GO): L-serine-phosphatidylethanolamine phosphatidyltransferase activity
Source: RefSeq, a predicted model, not a curated record
CGCGGGGACAUGGCGUCCUGCGUGGGGAGCCGGACGCUGAGCAAGGACGAUGUGAACUACCGGCUGCAUUUCCGCAUGAUCAACGAGCAGCAGGUGGAGGACAUCACCCUGGAGUUCUUCUACCGGCCCCACACCAUCACCCUGCUGAGCUUCAGCACCCUCAGCCUCAUGGCCUUCGCCUUCACCCGAAAUGAUUCUAUACCAGAAGAUAAUAUUUGGAAGGGUAUUCUCUCUGUGGUUUUCUUCUUUCUAAUCGUUAGUGUUCUAGCAUUUCCAAAUGGGCCUUUUACUCGCCCACAUCCAGCAAUAUGGCGGAUGGUUUUUGGUCUCAGCGUUCUCUAUUUCCUGUUUCUGGUGUUUGUGCUCUUCCUUAACUUGGAGCAGGUCAAAGCAGUGAUGUAUUGGCUAGAUCCUAAUCUUCGAUAUGCCACCAGAGAAGCAGAUAUCAUGGAAUAUGCUGUAAAUUGCCAUGUUAUCACCUGGGAGAGAAUCCUUAGCCAUUUUGACAUAUUUGCUUUCGGGCAUUUCUGGGGCUGGGCAAUGAAGGCCUUGUUGAUCCGCAGCUAUGGGCUAUGUUGGACUAUUAGCAUCACCUGGGAGCUCACUGAGCUGUUCUUCAUGCAUCUUCUGCCUAAUUUUGCUGAAUGCUGGUGGGAUCAAGUCAUUUUGGACAUCCUGCUAUGUAACGGGGGUGGCAUCUGGUUGGGCAUGGUAGUUUGUCGUUUCUUGGAGAUGAGGACCUAUCACUGGGCAAGUUUCAAAGACAUUCAUACUACCACAGGGAAAAUCAAAAGAGCUGUAUUACAGUUCACUCCAGCUAGCUGGACCUAUGUUCGCUGGUUUGACCCCAAGUCCUCAUUUCAAAGAGUAGCUGGAAUAUAUCUUUUCAUGAUCAUCUGGCAGCUGACUGAGUUGAACACAUUCUUUUUGAAGCAUAUCUUUGUGUUCCAAGCAAGUCACCCUUUAAGCUGGGGUAGAAUUCUCUUCAUUGGAAUUAUCACAGCACCUACUGUAAGGCAAUAUUAUGCCUACCUCACAGACACACAGUGCAAAAGGGUAGGAACUCAGUGCUGGGUGUUCGGGGUCAUUGGUUUCCUUGAAGCUAUUGUGUGUAUAAAGUUUGGUCAAGAGCUCUUCUCCAAAACACAAAUAUUGUAUGUUGUAUUAUGGUUUCUUUGUGUGGCUUUUAUAACUUUCCUGUGUUUAUAUGGAAUGGUGUGGUAUGCUGAGCACUAUGACCACCGAGAAAAGACCUUGUCAGAAAGUGAGGACAGCCCUUACAGCCCAGAUGCCUCAUGGCUUCAUUCUAAAUUCACUAAAGGUACUGAAGAUAGUCCACCAAAACAUUCAAGCAACAUUGAGAGCCAUUCAUCUAGAAGAAGGAAUCGUCAUUCCAGAACAAAAGUAACCAAUGGAAUUGGCAAGAAAUAAGUUCAGUAUCUAAAAAUGUUCCAGAAUGUGCCUAGAAAUGAGAAGGAAAACUGGACCCAGUUCUUACUUCACCUUUAGAAGGUUAAUGAGAAAACAGGAGAAGAGAGGGGAAAAUGUUUGCAGAAACUGAAGGAUCUAGUACCUUUUAAGAUAUAGCCAUCAAUGUAUUGCCUGUUGCUAUGUGCCAUUCACUGACUUAAAUAGAAUUUCUUCAGCACUUGGCAUUCAGAAACAAGUAGUAGUGUGCUGAAAGGAAAAACAGUUUGCUGUUGGCAGAUGUUCAGGUAUCAUGAUUUGCAUUUUUAAUAUCUUUGUUAGUGAGACUAUUAACCCAAAAGUUAAUGGACGAUAAGCAGAUGUUUGCGGUGUUUUGUUUGAUUGGGGGAGGGGAACACUGAGGGAUUGGCUGGUUGGUUUUGUGUCUGUUUUGAUUAGUUUCUUUAUUUUAAAAUAUACAUAGUCUUUGAUUAAAAGCAGUUCUGCCCUUCAUUCUCAAUCUGACAACCAAAUUUUUCAAUACUAAUGGUUCUUUUUUUUUUAAAUAAAUCCAAACUCGUAUCCAGUUGCUCAUUUCAUGACACACUCUCCACUUGGUGGCAGGAUGUUACCAACUGGGGAAUGUGUCAGGGAUCUUGUAAAAAAGGUUGCAGAGUUAAUUUCAAAUGUUUCCUUGUUUAAGAUUCUGUUCUCUAACCCAUUUGUUCAAGCUUAAUUCAAAUGCAUAUAUGAACCCUGCUACACAGUAGUGAGGGCUAUACCUAUUGACCCCAGGGGCAGAUGUAGUAUAGUUCAUUUUACUUACUUCCUGCCCCAAUUUACCACUGUGUAUUUAUUGCCGUUAGCUGCGUGUAGUGUUGUGUAUAGUAGUAGUGGAUAUUACUCUUUCUAUUGUGCCUGCUUUGUAAAAUACUCGCCCCUUGAUUCGCCUACAUUUCAGAUGUGAUCAGAUUGUAAGUUUUAAAUAAGAAUUGCAUUGAAGGUUGCUUGGCGGCCUUCAGUGCCUGAGCAUUGUGGUGAUCAGGCAGCUUCUUCAUGAAGCAGUGCAACUCACUUUUUUGUGCAUUUACAAUCCCUUGUAAAGCUUCAGUGUUGCCGAGAGCAGAAUGAGUAAGGCAUUAUUACUGUGUUUAUACAUCUUUUUCUAUUUCCUAACAUGCUAUCAAAUAGUAAACAGCAAAUAAAUCGCAUAUUUGAAACAUCCAUACUAAUUAUGAUCUCAGGGUGAGUGAUUUGCUCAAACUGUAGCUAGCAUAAUGAUUAAUCUUUAAGUAAACCUUUGAGAUCUAUCAGUUGCUAUACUAUCAGAUUUUUUUUUUUUGUGCCAACUAGGUUGUGGGGUCUAUAUACCCAGAGAAUUAGCACAGCAGACAAGUUAAGAAAAAUAAAUAAUACCUGUAUGAGUCACAAGUCCAUAUAACAACUAAGAUUUAAUUUGUGCGAAAUGUUACUGUGAUUUAGCCAUAGGUUAUAUACUAUAAAAUGAUGUAAAGAUUUUAUCAUACAAAUGUAUGACACUGUAAGUAGAAAAAUUAUCCUAUGUGUAUUCUAUGAUGAUUUAUGUGCCACAAAUUAUCAAUGCUUGGAAUGCACUUAUUAUGCUGCUGCCUAACUCUAGCCCUUUUUAUUUUCUUCAGUCCAACACAAAUGUACAACUUGAGAACUAAAUUGUAUUGAAAGCUG